This is a messenger RNA of Rotaria sp. Silwood2, 546 nucleotides long. The record is from the annotation of a GenBank genome assembly. NCBI's taxonomy places the organism in Eukaryota, Metazoa, Rotifera, Eurotatoria, Philodinida, Philodinidae.
AUGUCGUCAAUGCCAUUGAUAUUUGUAUGGUUAGAUAAACGUACUGGAUAUAUACCAGGUGGAAAUGAAAAAUUAAAAGAAAAAUUUCGAAAAAUUCUUACACCUAUUCGUCAAUUUGAUAAACCAACAUUAUGUUAUGAUUUUAUUCAUGAUUCAAGCAAAGAUAAAUAUGUUUUCUUUCUAACAACAUCAGUUUUUGCUGAAGAAGAAUUUCUUCGUAAAAUAGCAUCAUUAGCAAAUGUUUUCUUUAUUUAUAUUUAUGAUCAAGAUAAUAAACAAUUUACAACAAAUGAUAAAACUCUUUCAGAAAAAAUGGGUUCACAACGUCUUAUUCAUUUUGAUGAAAUUCUUUAUGAACAAUUAAUUUAUGAUUUAAUCAGUUUUUAUAAAAAUCAAGCUGAUCAACUUAUUAAAGAUGAACAAUCAAAACAAGCUAAACAAUUAUUGGAAUAUGCUACAAAAUUAAUUGAUACUUGUGAUGAUAUUAAUCAAGAUUUACAAUUAAUUCAACAAGAUUUAAAUGACAGAAUUCGAAGAAUAAAAUAA